CUCUCGCAUUUCGGGUCCCCGGCCCGAACCCGAAUAGAGGAGAGAGAGAGAGAGGGGACUCGUCUUCUUCAUCGAAUCCCGCUCGCCAUAGCCAGCAGCUCAGCCGAGCUCCUGCAAUUCCGCGUCAGCAAUGGCCGCCAAUUUCUGGACUUCCACUCACUACAAGCAACUUCUGGACCCGGAGGAUGCGGACGUGGUGCAUCCGCCGGACAGAGAGAGAGGCAUCACCGUCGAAGAUUUCAAGCUCAUCAAAAUGCAAAUGGCCAAUUAUAUAUGGAAACUGGCUCAGAGUGUUAAAGUCAGGCAAAGGGUCAUAGCCACUGCAGUUACAUAUAUGAGACGAGUUUAUACCAGAAAGAGUAUGUCAGAGUAUGAUCCACGCCUAGUGGCUCCAGCCUGCCUGUACUUGGCAGCAAAAGCAGAAGAAAGCACUGUGCAGGCCAAAGCACUUGCAUUCUACAUCAGGAAAAUAUAUUCUGAUGAGAAGUAUCGAUACGAGGUGAAGGAUAUUCUUGAAAUGGAAAUGAAGAUAUUGGAAGCUCUCAACUAUUAUUUGGUUGUAUUCCAUCCUUACCGUUCUUUGACACACUUGCUUCAGGACGCGGGCAUGGAAGAAAUGACCCAAUUUACUUGGGGACUUGUGAAUGAUACAUACAAGAUGGACCUCAUUCUUGUGCAUCCUCCUCACUUGAUUGCACUGGCUUGCAUAUACAUUGCAAGCGUAUACAAAGACAAGGACACUACCUCAUGGUUUGAAGAGCUUCGGGUUGACAUGAAUGUUGUGAAGAAUAUAGCAGUGGAGAUAUUGGAUUUCUAUGAGAACCGUACAUCGAUCUCAGAAGAGAGAGUACAUGCUGCUUUGAACAAGUUGGCUAUGAAACCAUAAACAUUAGGUGGACGUUCGCAAGGGGGAUAUGUCAAAGUAGGAACCUGAAGACUGUAAGCCUUGCUGAUCUGCCACUUGAGAUUGCGAUGGAUAAUGUCAUGAGGCACUUGCUAAAAUCAUUAGCUUCUAGACCUGACUAAGGACUCGAUGAUGGUGUUAAAGAGUUCAGCAGCAAGUGGAGAAUGCAAGAUCCCCAGAUUGCAAUAUUUGUCAGGGUCUAUUUGUCGUUUGAGAAACUUGGUGUCUUCAGUUUGAGCGCAUUUAGAAAAAACUGAUAUCUGUAAUUGUUGUUGUUGUGCCAACACAAUCACUUGGAGUGGCCUGUAGAGAGACUUUUGAAAUCUGCAAGCUCAUCACUCUUCCCAGGAAGAAAGCGCCCAUGGUUACAUUGUC
This is a messenger RNA of Eucalyptus grandis, 1279 nucleotides long. Its product is annotated as cyclin-C1-2. Gene Ontology annotation, molecular function: cyclin-dependent protein serine/threonine kinase regulator activity. Bases 131 to 886 code for a protein of 251 amino acids. The transcript is spliced from 10 exons. Gene Ontology annotation, cellular component: mediator complex; nucleus. Gene Ontology annotation, biological process: positive regulation of transcription by RNA polymerase II. The record is from RefSeq and is a predicted model, not a curated record. Lineage: Eukaryota; Viridiplantae; Streptophyta; Magnoliopsida; Myrtales; Myrtaceae.